This is a messenger RNA of Melanotaenia boesemani (Boeseman's rainbowfish), 4153 nucleotides long. It is a transcript of the gene frmd4ba, whose product is annotated as FERM domain containing 4Ba. NCBI's taxonomy places the organism in Eukaryota, Metazoa, Chordata, Actinopteri, Atheriniformes, Melanotaeniidae. Gene Ontology annotation, biological process: establishment of epithelial cell polarity. The record is from RefSeq and is a predicted model, not a curated record. Gene Ontology annotation, cellular component: adherens junction; bicellular tight junction; cytoskeleton. Bases 237 to 3260 code for a protein of 1007 amino acids. The transcript is spliced from 24 exons.
CUGUGCGGUGCGCGAGACCGGCUCAUUACUCGAACAGGCAACAGAUUCCUCUCCUGGAUUUUCCAACCGGAUCUCAGAUGAACUUCGACUCUUCAUCCAAGGAGAGAAAAAGUCCCGUUCUUGAGGAAGCAGCCUUUAACGGAAGAAGCGCUCGUGGCGACUGACCCGUGCCGGCUGAGACGAUCUGCACGCGCAGACAAUAGUGCGAGCGACUAGAUCACAACAAAAGACAGAAGAUGACGGAGGGCCGUCUGUGCCAGGUUCACCUCCUCGAUGGCAGGAAGCUGGAGCUGUUGGUUCAGCCUAAGCUGUUGGCCCGUGAACUGCUAGAUCUAGUGGCCUCACAUUUUAUCCUGAAGGAAAAAGAAUAUUUUGGAUUGUGCUUUAUAGAUGACACUGGCCAGAAAAACUGGCUUCACCUGGAUCAUAAAGUCCUUGAUCAUGACUUCUCCAAGAGCUCAGGCCCUCUGGAAGUCCAGUUCCUUGUGAGGUUUUAUAUUGAGAAGAUCACCUUCUUGAAAGAGAGUACAACAGUGGAACUGUUCUUCCUAAACGCUAAAUCUUUAGUGUUCAAUGAGACCAUCGAAGUGGAGAGCGAAAAUGUUUUCAAGUUAGCGGCAUUCGCAUUGCAGGAGGCCAAAGGAGAUUAUACCAGCACUGACACCGCCACAUCAGACCUGAAGCAGCUACCAGUUCUGCCCACCAGAGUUCUGAGGGAGCAUCCAUCUCUUAACUACUGUGAGGACAGAGUGGUUGAACAUUACAAGAAACUGAAGGGACUGACCAGAGGACAGGCCAUUGUACGGUAUCUGGCACUGGUGGAAUCGCUGCCCACAUAUGGAGUCCAUUAUUACCCAGUGAAGGACAAGCAAGGAAUACCGUGGUGGCUGGGAGUCAGCUAUAAGGGCAUCGGCCAGUACGAUUUGCAGGAUAAGCUGAAACCCAGAAAGUUGUUUCAGUGGAAGCAGCUGGAAAAUUUGUACUUCCGGGAGAAGAAAUUUGCAGUGGAAGUGAACGACCCGCACAGGAGGACAGUGACCAAGCGGACGUUCGGACAGACUGGCCUGGUUAUCCACUCGUGGUAUGCCAGCCACUCUCUGAUUAAAACCAUCUGGGUGAUGGCCAUUAGUCAGCACCAGUUCUACCUGGACUCAAAGCAAAGCAAAUCAAAGAUGACCUCAACCAGGAGCUCAGCAGACAUUGCCAUGGACCUCACAGAGAUCUGUGUCCCGCGGAUCAGUAAACUCUCCAAUGUGGAUGGCAAAGAUCCCCUCAUAAUGGCCAGCAAUGGAAGCCUCGUCUCAGCUGGUUCUGCUGACUCUGAAGUCAGCGAGGAGCAGAAAAAAGAGAAGAUGGCUGAAUUAAAAAAGAAGGAAAAGGACCUUAAAGAUACACUGACACAGAAACUAGAAGAACUGAAAAAGAUCUGCAUGAGGGAAGCUGAGCUUACAGGCAGGUUGCCGAAAGAGUAUCCCCUGGCCACAGGUGAGAAGGCCCCUCAGGUACGGCGCCGCGUUGGGACGGCUUUCAGACUGGAUGACCUUUUCCCUUAUGAUGAGGACCCACAUCUUAGGAAUCUGGAGAGCAGGUUUGCCUUGCAGCAGAAAAUUGUGGAGGCGGCCAUGAAGCUAGCCAACGAGGACGACCUCUGCAAGACAGUGAAGAGGAAACGGAGAAACAACUACCAGGAUGCAAUGAGGAAACUGGAGGAGAUUGAAAAGGAGAUAAACACCUAUAGGAUCAGAAAGGGAAGGAUGCCCACUCAGAGAGCCUCACUGAUCUUAGCAGAUGAUGGCAACCCUUCAGACCUUAGCUCUCUGUCAGACAGCCUCACUCUGGAUGAUGAUGACGAACUGGGUUCCCAAAGGCAGCGGUCUAGAUCAGUCCAGUACUCCCCACGGCCGCACCACGCAGACACACUGGACACCCACUACAACAAAGACAGACGCUCAUCUGCUAACGACCAGCUCACAGACAACAGAUUAAAUUACGGUGAGGAAUCAGUCCACUACAGUCACAGUGAUGCCUUAUCGAGCUGCAGCAGCUCGUUUAAACCGGCUUCCAGAAAGCCACGUGACACUCGCAGCAUGCCCCCCACUCCCCUCCUCACCCGCAACGCCUACAGCAGCACACAGCUAAGAUCGGAGGACGCUCCGCAGCAUUUCCGUCAGCGUAGCGGCAGCCUAGAGUCCCAGUCUCACCUCAUGAUAGAUGCCAAACCACCCAUACCAACAGUCACCGUCUCCCCCGCCAGACGCAGCAACAGCACCGAGGUCCUUGAUGAUGGCUCCUCCUACACAAGCCAGUCCAGCGUGGAGUACAGCGUUCCAGGCAACCACGGCCACCGACUGCGAGCUCGCGGCCGCCACAGAAAAGACAUUUACGCAAACACUGGCAGCAUGCCCAAUCUGGCUCAGCCGGACACACGCUGCUAUGCCUACCAGCCUCGGGCACGACCCACCACAACAGCCUAUUAUGUCACCGGCUACACCAGCUGUGGGGAGCCAGAGCCGUACCCCAAUGGAGCGUACAUGUACGAAAACGAAAUGGAAGGACACUAUAAUGUCAACCCUUCCUACCCCCACACACAAGCAGCUUACCACGACAUGCACGGCCACUACGCUUCCGACGAGAUGGAUGGUUUUUCCCAGAAUCCAUACGCCACCCUGCGGCCACCCAGAAACCGUCUGACACACCGCAGCACCGAGCAGGUCAGCAAGAACAUCCAGAGGGCGCUGGUGGCCGAGCACCUGAAAGGCUGGUACCAACGCAACACCGCACCGAAACAACCAACCUACAACUACGACUAUGACCGAGGCUCCCAGCAACAGCUGGGUUAUCAGAGCAUGCAUCCACCAUACAGCAACAGCAGCAGGACUGUUUCCUACUCAUCAGUGUCCGCAGCCUCUUCCAGUGGAAACUGGCACACCCUCAUGAGUGGUCGUGGUAUGUCAGAAUACGACAUGCCGGCUCACGAGUUGCACUCCUACUCUUACAGUGCAGUCGCAUACAACCGCUCCACCCACAACAGAUACGGCACCACCCAGCUCUUAAAGGGCUCCUGGCACAGCCCUGAUGGCCAGAGGCGCUGUACAUUUUUCUCUGCUAGUUCUUCCCCUUCCACUUCCUCCCUGCCCUCCUCCUCCUCCUCGUCCUCCCACUCCCCUGGCUGUCGAGUCAGGCAGGUGGCCGGCAGCCCUGCUCAGCCGAAAUCCUCCAAAGGGCACAGGCUCAGUCAGGUAGCUCAUAAUCUUUCAUAGAUGUAAACCAAAUGGACCCGCAUACCGCCAACCAAACACACGCCAACAUGGACCCGGAUGACCGGAUCUACUGGCACGAAGACUCAAAACCAGGAACAAUAGUGUAGCUGCCCGUCAUUGUGCCUUAGAGACUGAACCGACCUGCUCUUACCUGUUGAAGCAGACACGGACAAUGAAGGAAGUUCUUUGGAAUUCAGCUUGUUCAACAUAUGAAGUACACUCAUUUUCACUUCCUCUGAAUGCAGGAGGACCUGCAUUUGAAUUCUAAAGAUGUCAGAUGAGUGUCAUAACUGAGGCGAUAUCACUGCAGCCUAACCCGGCCCCUGGACCUCCAGCGUUGCCUGGAGAGGUGCCAACUGGACAAACCCAGGACUGACUCUGUAAAAGGGAAAUUGAGGGUUAAUGAACAGGAGUGGGCGACCGUGUUGUUAACAUGAAGGGACUGAACUCAUUAAAAUGAGUAAAAAUCUCCUUCCUGGAUCCAGUUUUAUCACAGCGUUGCUUUAAACACCCUGUUCACUUCCUGUACUGCUAUUUCUCACUAAGUACUUCAUCCUCCCGUCUGACAGUACUUACCAAAUAAGUUGCACCAUCUGAGUAUUAACCCAAGUCACCAGUUUGAUAUAAAACUGCCUCUACAUGUUAGUUUUAACAUGGUAAUCUCAUCCAUGCUGGAAAUCAUGGGCUGGUGCUCCUCAUUUCUCUUUAGAGAAUGAGCCUGUAUGUAUGUGUUGCUAUUGUAAAUACACUGGUUUUAUCUUUUUUAGAGCAUUUUAAUGUAUUUGAAAAGCAUGUAAUAUAUAGUCUAUGAUAAUUGUUAAGCUGGUUCUUAGUAAUUUGUAUAAUUGCAUUUGUUUGGAUUAAAAGAAAGAAAAUCAGCGUUUUAAUCAGUA